Hypoxylon fragiforme is the source of this 3526-nucleotide messenger RNA. RefSeq lists its product as uncharacterized. The record is from RefSeq and is a predicted model, not a curated record. The transcript has a single exon. Bases 106 to 2955 code for a protein of 949 amino acids. Lineage: Eukaryota; Fungi; Ascomycota; Sordariomycetes; Xylariales; Hypoxylaceae.
AAAAAAAUUGUUCCUCUGCGCCACCCUACUCCUGAUUUGAACACGCGGUCUUCUUCCUACGCCUCCAACAUCGCCCAAUUGGAAGCUACUGCUGAGAAGCUUUCCAUGACCUCGUCGAUCGAAGACGCAAUUCGAGAUCUGCAUGAGGAACAAAAGCGAAACGACAGUCGAAGAUCAUCGAUCCUAGCUGCAAGCAUAGGCUCUAUACCCGAAAACGACGAGCCCUUGUCCUUUCCCGUUAUCAAGCCGCUCAUGUCACCAGAUAACUCUGCGCUGUCAAACAUAACCCGAGUGAGAUCUGGUUCGGGACCAUUUUCACGACCUGAAGUUGAGGCUGGGAAUGUUAUGUCAAGACAUGGUCCAGGAAAGAGUUCUGUACGAAGCGUAAGGUCUGCCUCCAAGCCGACCUUGACUGAUAUUGCUGAGUUGGAACCAACCACACUUACUCCGGCAGCUAUGGACGAGGCGGACAAAUUAGCCGAGGAUCCAGGAGUGGAGGAAAUGCUGCGAAUACCAGAGCUGGAAGACAUCGAUCUGACGCCCAAUGCAGAACAGUACGGCGCGUCAAAUAACCAUGAUUACUGGGGCCAACCCAUCGCUGAGAAUCGGGCAAGUCAUGUGCCUAAUAUCUACGAUAACAGAUCUCGGGCUGGAUCUACUGCAACCUAUGACCAGGCAGAGGGAGCUUUUGCCGAUUUCGAUGGAGCUCAUUGUCCCUCUGAUAUUGAUCUAGAGGAUUCCUUGUUUAUGUCCUCAUUAUCUAACGGGCCCGUGGUGGAUAUGCCCUUCCUACGACCGUUCGACCGGGAUCUGGCCAAGAACGAAGAGGAACCAAACCCAUCCAGGCCGGUUAUAUCGCGACCGAUUGGUCCACCAACUGUCAGACCAAAGUCAUAUAUGGACCCAGAAAGUGGUAACACCAUGAUGUACUACCCGGCACGUGUUCCACUGAUGCUCAACCUACCACAGAAGCUAUCCAAAAAACCAAAAGCCGAGGUCCGAAAUGCUCGCAGAUCACAGAUUUUGAGCAAGAUGUCGGAACCUAAUCGUGAACCUGGUGCUCCUUGGUUACCAGAAAUGCCAUUCGAAACUCUAGGCUCCGAACCUACGCCAGCAUCCGCGCCACUCGCCGGUCCUGAUGCAGACGCGCAAAUGACACCAGCUUCAGGCAACCAACGUGAAAUCCAGCCGGGGCAAAAUGAAGGAGCCGGAAACAAUGAAGCACACGUGACCACUGUUGAGUCUGAUAAACGGAAAUCAAAACUUGACGGUUUACCGCCGCAACUUCGUGCCAGCGUUUUCUUCGAUCUACCAGCCUCCGAAGUCCCGGCUAUCCAACUCAAAGACGGUUCCGCAAUGGCAACGCUGGACAGUAUUCUGGACGCGUCUGCUAAAGCCCCUGUAUCUGCUUUUACCGACCACGCUUUCGCGGGGUCACUGGGGUCGGAGGUUUACGGAGCUGGGAAGAAACGAAAAUCUCACUUGAAAGUUGCUAGCGCUACCGAUUUACUAGAACCCAAGAAACGCAGCUCUUUCCUACACCUCCGGAAACCAAGUGCCCUCAGCCGACAUUCUGACACUCAGGAAGAGCGAAGGAAUACUAUUGCGGGAGGAACACGAAUGGAUGAAAGGUUAGGAGAUGCAAACGGGGAAGAUGAGGAGAGACAGCGGCUAUCCGGUUCUAUCGACGGCCGAACCCCUGAACAAGAGGAAGGGGAAGACAGUGAGGAAGAGCCCCUCUACAAUGGACCUCCAACGACUUUAUUAGCCGAGCUCCAGAUCCGAAAGCAGCAACAUAAGCUUCGCACACGGCCGAUUACUAGCGCUUUCCCUAACGGCAUGCACUCUACCCUUCUUGAAAUGGACACAGUUGCCCAGAUUGAACAUAAAAAUCGUAAAGGCAGAAAGAUCAAUCUCGCUUGGGAGGAUCCAAAUCUCGAUGCAGCUGACAACUCGGAAGACGAUGAUACGCCGCUCGGCUUGCUUAUGGUGGCUAAGGGCCAAGGCAAUGAUAUGAUAGCUGCUUUGGCCGAGAUCAACCGACCACCUGGCUUGAUGGAAAGGCGUGAAAUGGAGGAUAAUGAGCCCCUAAGCCGAAGGCGGGACCGACUUCAAGGAAGGGAGGUUGGUCCAGUCAAACGACAGAGUAUGAUGACGCUUGGCCACAAUCUCCAUAAUCCGAAUGGCAUGAAUGGCAACCUAAGGCCCCCAAGCCCGCAACUCCAGGUCCAUGGUCCCGAAGAGGAAGAAAUUGAAGGCGAAACUCUUGGAGAGCGUAUGCGGCGCUUGAAGGCUCGUGAGCAGGCCGAUAAUCUUCUACCUCAGGCUAGACCUGUCAGCUCCUCAUUCUCUGCCGAACUCCUUGGCCAGAUCAGUGAUGCUUUUAAGGCAGAUGACAGCGGUGGCAAGGAAGAUAAUCGAAAAGUUAAGCCGAAAGAGGAAGAAGAGACAUUGGGCCAACGACGUCGUCGCUUACAGGCUGAACGUGAGGCCCAUGAACAUAGCAUGGCUGGCAUAAUACCGUCAGGAGAACUCGGCAACGAUACGGCCAAGGUCAAGAAGCGUCGAUCACUUGCAGAUGUGCUGGGUGCGCAUGGAUCGAAAGCUGUGUUGAGCGACCCCAGAGUAGAAGCCGAACGAGCAAAGCAGGAGGAGGGGGCCCGAUAUAGGCAGGAUCAAGAUCAGAAGAUAGCCGCACUUCGCAGUCAGAUACCUUCUAGCAUUAGCACACCAAACUUGAAUCGAGCCGGCGGUUUUAUGGCUGGCCGAUUUAACGAUGGUACUGGCGGGAGUGGCCAACGAACCAGCACAGCUUUGGGGGCAAAUGGUGGAGUGGGAGGAACCGCCUACCCCAUUGCUAGUGGUCCAGGAGGCACGAUGCCUUAUGAAGGACAACCACAACAGCCAGGACAUAUGGAUAGGGUGGAGCGAUGGAGACAGAGUAUCCUGCCAUAAAGGUUAUUCUGCCCGGGCUCUACGGGCGUCAAACACGCACCCCGCGAGAAUUUAAUAUACGUGCGAAGUAAAGAAAGCCCGGUUUCCAAGUAGUAUACAUUUCCUAAGCAUCGCGUGUGGCGUUUUCAACUGGGAUCGGGGGUACCUUUUUUUUUUUGUCACUACUCUCUGUUGGAUUUUGCAUGGUCGGAUUACAAAGGCAGCAUUGGAGUUCAAAAGAAGUAUAUGAAGCACAUAUACGUACCUACUUAUAUACAUAUUUACAUUAGGUCGACUUGUAACUACCUAGGUAGCAUUAAUUGCGUGGUAUAAGGGGGGCGGGUUUUGUCUGUUUGGACGACCGUGGUAGGUGGGCACCAAAAGACGGUAAUAGGGAAAUUCUGUAUUAUCAACCGCAUGGAUGAAAUAUAAAUCUAGAGGUCCAUAAGAAUGUUUGAUGAUGGAGUUAUGACGGAGCUUUGAUGAACAGCUUUGUUCUCGUUUAUGAUCCCAUGCUCCGAGCAACCAAGCUCAUCUCGAGGACGGGGCGAGACGUGCGGUACAGCUAUGUUAGUUAGUAGGUAUGAAGCCG